AUGGUGAAGCUGACCAUAGUAGGAAGGGUGAGUGAUGGAUUGCCUCUAGCUCAAGGUCUGAGAUAUGUGAAUCAAGAAAAUGGGUAUCUUUCUUUUUACCAGAAACAAGCACAAAUCAUCCUACAAGAAAUUUCAAGAGGAGCUUUGACGGCCUCCAAGAUGACUAUUCGUAUUGAUCAUCACUGCUUCAACUACUUGAUCGAGAACGGAGUUGUUUUCAUUGUGUUAUGUGAUUCCUCGUACCCAAGAAAACUGGCUUUCCAUUAUCUUCAAGAUUUACAGAAGGAGUUUGAGAAGUUUGAUAAAACCCUCACAGACAAAAUCACAAGGCCAUACAGUUUUGUCAAAUUUGAUGGUAUAAUUGCAAAUAUUAGAAGACAAUAUAUCGAUACAAGGACACAGGCCAACCUUUCAAAGCUUAAUGCGAAUCGGAGACAAGACAUAGAUGUUGUUACUAAAGACAUGUCCAACAUUUUAGGAAGAAGUCCAGAAACGGUGGAAAGAUUGCCUGCUACUCCUCCGUCAGCAUCCUCUAUAUGGGGUUCUCCUCGCCUUGAGGUGAUCGCACUGAAAUGGACUCCUAUUAUGAUCAUCGUUGUUGCUUCCAUGGUUCUAUUAUGGGGUAGCUUAGUCCUCACAGACUACUUUAUAAUUUCAAGCUGGUGAUACACUGAGAUCAAGAUUAAUGAGAAGGAUCUAAUAUGAUUCAACUUUAGUUGUUGAAGCACUCAUGGAAAGGGAUAGAUUCCUCCUCGUGUGGGAAAACGAGAGGGUUGAAAGAGAGAGAAAAUUUAAACGACUCUGAUAUGUCAUAAGAGUUUGUACUGUAGUUUCCCUGGAAAGUGAUAUCUUCUAUUUUAUAUCAUAUGAAUUAUUUGGAGCAUA
Molecule: messenger RNA, 885 nt
Organism: Neltuma alba
Lineage: Eukaryota; Viridiplantae; Streptophyta; Magnoliopsida; Fabales; Fabaceae
Product: 25.3 kDa vesicle transport protein
Exons: 5
Coding region: 1-666 (221 amino acids)
Biological process (GO): endoplasmic reticulum to Golgi vesicle-mediated transport; retrograde vesicle-mediated transport, Golgi to endoplasmic reticulum
Molecular function (GO): SNAP receptor activity
Source: RefSeq, a predicted model, not a curated record